Molecule: messenger RNA, 1677 nt
Organism: Closterium sp. NIES-65
Lineage: Eukaryota; Viridiplantae; Streptophyta; Zygnematophyceae; Desmidiales; Closteriaceae
Source: the annotation of a GenBank genome assembly
AUGACCAUGUUUCGCGCUUUCCUACUGUUGCUCUGUGCGCUCGCGGUUGCGCACCUGGCGGCCGCGGCGGAGUUCAAUCCCGCUCUCGCCACUCUCGCCGCAAGCCCCGACGACAGCCUCCUCGCCACGGGCAAAGCGCUCGCAGAUGACGCAAGCGAGGACGCGGAUGUGCUUAUAACGAACCGCGCUCUUGCAGAGGAGGGCGAAGCGUCGCGCCACAAUGGCGCUGUUCGCGUGCUGACGGAGGUCGACCUGCUCUCCCUGCUGGCGGAGGGGGACGCUUAUGCUGACGGGAAGAAGGGGAAAAAGAAUGGUGGCGCGGUAGCAGCACCCGGUGGGGCGGGGGCGGCACUUGGUGGGGCGGCACCUGAGGGGGCGGCACCUGAGGGAGCGGCACCUGGUGGUGCCGACGCUGGCGGGGAUUCAGGUGCGGCUGCGCGCAGCAUGGCGGAGGUCGACCUGCCCUCCCAGAUUGAGGAGGGAGAUGCUGAUGCUGAGGUAGCAGACAUUCACAGGAGCCUGAAGAAGAAGGGGAAGAAAUGCAAGAAGGGGAAGAAAUGCAGGAAGGGGAAGAAGGGGAAGAAGGGGAAAAAGAAUGGCGGCGCGGUAGCAGCACCUGGUGGGGCGGGGGCGGCACCUGGUGCUGAGACCCCUGCCGACGCUGGCGGAGAUUCAGGUGCACCGAGUGGGGGCGAGGAGGCAGGCCCUGAUGGCGCGGCUGCUCGCAGCAUGGCCGAGGUCGACCUGCCCUCCCCGCUGGCGGAGGGCGAUGCUGAUGCUGACGUGGCGGACACGCGAAGGAGCCUGAAGAAGGGGAAGAAGUGCAAGAAGGGGAAAAAGGGCAAGAAAUGCAAGAAGGGGAAAAAGAAUGCAAGCAAGGCAGCAGCACCUGGUGGGGCGGCACCUGGUGCUGAGACCCCUGCCGACACUGGUGCUGAUUCAGUUGGCUCGGAUGGCGCGCCUGGUCGCAGCAUGGCGGAGGUCAAACAGCUCCCCCCACUGGCGGAGGGAGAUGCUGAUGCUGAUGCUGCGGACACGCGGAGGAGCCUGAAGAAGGGGAAAGAGGGCAAGAAAUGCAAGAAGGGGAAGAAGGGGAAAAAGAAUGCAAGCAAGGCAGCAGCACCUGGUGGGACGGCACCUGGUGCUGAGACCCCUGCCAACGCUGGUGCUGAUUCAGUUGGCUCUGAUGGCGCGCCUGGUCGCAGCAUGGCGGAGGUCGACCAGCUCCCCCCGCUGGCGGAGGGAGAUGCUGAUGCUGAUGCUGCGGACACGCGGAGGAGCCUGAAGAAGGGGAAGAAGUGCAAGAAGGGGAAAAAGGGCAAGAAAUGCAAGAAGGGGAAGAAGGGGAAAAAGAGUGCAAGCAAGGAAGCAGCACCUAGUGGGAUGGCACCUGGUGCUGAGACCCCUGCCGACGCUGGUGCUGAUUCAGUUGGCUCUGAUGGCGCGCCUAGUCGCAGCAUGGCGGAGGUCGACCAGCUUCCGCCACUGGCGGAGGGAGAUGCUGAUGCUGAUGGUGCAGACACGCGGAGGAGCCUGAAGAAGGGGAAGAAGUGCAAGAAGGGGAAAAAGGGCAAGAAAUGCAAGAAGGGGAAGAAGGGGAAAAAGAAUGCAAGCAAGGCAGCAGCACCUGGUGGGGCGGGACCUGGUGCUGAGACCCCUGCCGCUGGCGCUGAUUAA